Molecule: messenger RNA, 3019 nt
Organism: Mesoplodon densirostris (Blainville's beaked whale)
Lineage: Eukaryota; Metazoa; Chordata; Mammalia; Artiodactyla; Ziphiidae
Gene: PPP3R1
Product: protein phosphatase 3 regulatory subunit B, alpha
Exons: 7
Coding region: 555-1037 (160 amino acids)
Molecular function (GO): calcium ion binding; calcium-dependent protein serine/threonine phosphatase regulator activity
Source: RefSeq, a predicted model, not a curated record
CCCUUUUUCGUGCCUUGAGGUUGCGGGUCAGCGCGAGCCACUGCAGUGAGUCCGUUACGGCUCCUGCGCGGGCGCGAGCACGAGCGCGAGGCUGCAGCCCCCGAGCCUCCUGGCCCCCUUUCCCCCCCGUUUCUGUCUCUCCCCCUUCUCGCCGUCUCUCCUCCCGCGCUCUCCUUCUCUGAAUCUCGACCUUAAUUUCUCUUCUCCCUGCCCGAUCCCGCGUGCCCAGUCACCCGGCCGGCGCGGUCCCCGCUGCGCCGCCUCCCCUCCCCCAGCCCGCACCCCCUCCCCCGCGGGCGUCCCGAGGGCCGCAGCCGCCCCAGCCGACCGUAGUUGGGCCGCCGCCGCCGCAGCUUCCUGCGGGAGCCAGUCUGAGCGCCGACACUCCUCCGCGCGAGCGAGCCGCCGACCGCCCAGCAAAAUGGUAGUAAUUGAAGCCAUGAAGCUGAAUGAAAUCCCAUAGAGAAAGAAUAUAAAGCGAUAAGAGAAGAGGACAAACCCUAAAGAACACUGCAUUUAAGAGGCAGGGAAAUGAGGCAAGUUAUCCUUUGGAAAUGUGCUCACACUUUGAUGCUGAUGAAAUUAAAAGGCUAGGAAAGAGAUUUAAGAAGCUCGAUUUGGACAAUUCUGGUUCUUUGAGUGUGGAAGAGUUCAUGUCUCUGCCUGAGUUACAACAGAAUCCCUUAGUACAGCGAGUAAUAGAUAUAUUUGACACAGAUGGGAAUGGAGAAGUAGACUUUAAAGAGUUCAUUGAGGGAGUCUCUCAGUUCAGUGUCAAAGGAGAUAAGGAACAGAAGUUGAGGUUCGCUUUCCGUAUCUAUGACAUGGAUAAAGAUGGCUAUAUUUCCAAUGGGGAACUCUUCCAGGUGCUGAAGAUGAUGGUGGGGAACAAUCUGAAAGAUACACAGUUACAGCAAAUUGUGGACAAAACCAUAAUAAAUGCAGAUAAGGAUGGAGAUGGAAGAAUAUCCUUUGAAGAAUUCUGUGCUGUUGUAGGCGGCCUCGAUAUUCACAAAAAGAUGGUGGUAGACGUGUGACUCUUCUGUAAAGAGUACCACCCAACACUUUUGCUUUCUUCUCCAUCUCUGAAGAUCUGCUCAAGACGUCCAGCAAUGCUCUCUGUGUAUUUAAAUGGAAGUAUUUUUCUCUGUGAAGCCACAUUUUCCAACAUGAGCCUCAUGAAGCCAACUAAGUGUUAUUGAACUCUUAUUCUCUCAAUAACUCAGUGUAGCACUUUAAAGCUGAAGGACAGCAGCAUGAAAAGAGCAUAUCAAUGUGGUGAAGAAAGGGAAGGGGUUGGCUUUUUAAUUUAUUUUUCUUCAUCUUUUAUAACAAGAAAGUAUCUAUAUAUACAUAUGUAAAUAUUUAUAUAUAGAUAUAUGUAGCUUUCUAUAUGUGUAGUAGGUUGGCUUUAAUUUAAUAUACUUGAUUCAGAAACAAAAUGAUAGAGUACAAAAGUGCCAAGCAGAACAUUCAACAUCCUUACUUUUAUUUCACACAGUUUUAUAUAUAGAUUGAAGAUUGUACAAUUUUAGCCAGGUGUUAGGCCAGCUAUUUUCCUUUUCCUGCUCUUUCUCUUUUGAGAGAUUGACAAAGCAUUUGUUAACAUCUUAUUAUUUACCUUGAUUACAUUUUUGUAACAAAGGAGUUUGUAACUUUAUUUAUACCUGUGAUAUAUUUCCAGGGACUGUGUCUCAUUGCUGUGCAGCUUUGACUACAUCUCUGCUUGAGCAGAAAGUAUAGUUCAGUGCUGCUGCUCUUGUGUUCACAUAGUAACAGCACAGAGCUUAUGGCCACCUCAUUCUGUUACUGCAUAACUAGGAGCCAUUACAUUCAUUAGAUGUCCCUGAGUAAGUGUCAGUUUGUUGUGAUUUUAUUCGUAAAGGACAGAAGCUAUCUGAGGCAAAAUCCUGAUUUAUCUCGGACCUGACUUAUUGAAGAGUUGCUGAAAUAAUCAUGUAACUGCUUAGGGUAUCCGUUUGUUUCAUUACAUGGGUGGUAAAUUGUCAUUAAACUUACGUUUAAACCAUAAAUUUCCUUUCUCUGUUUCAAAAGACUUGCAGCUAAUCUAAAACUGGUGAUAUUUAAUGUGCAUGUGUGUAUCUAUACACCCACAUAGACUUAUUUAUGACUUACAUGGGAGAAACCUUACUAAUCUAUAUGCCACAGAAGAGCAAAAUUAUAUCCAAAUUUAUACCUCUUAAAUUUCUUUACCACAAGGCAUAGAGAGUGCAUAAUGGUGUUCUUGAUUUGCCCACAUAUGUAACAGGUAACUUAAUAAAUUUGUGUGAUAUAAAAGUAGUUUACCAUGUUCCACCACUUGAUAGUAUCCCUUCCCUUUUCUGCAAAGGUACUAUUGGCUGGAAGAAGACAUUCUGGUUAGCUUUGUAGGACUGUAGUCUUUCCCUGUAUAGUUUUUCUAGAAAACUGGUUUUAUAAUCAUGAGAGGGAAAAGGCAGGUUGAAUCAAGAGGAAAGAAUCUUAAUUUGGGCACACCCGCCUGCCAUCGCUGUUCCUUCAACUGAGUGCUGCACGCCAUGGGCUCUGUCUGUGAGAGAAAUCCCGGUGCUUGGUGUCCUUGCAUGACAUGGAGUUUUGCAUGUAGAUCGAUUUAAAAUAUGUACCUCUUGUUUACAUAAUUUGCAUAAUUUUAAAACAUAAUGUUGCCAAACUUUGGAAAUGUUAAUGUUCAAACUGAAAAUCUCCACUACAUGUAACUUUCUUCCUCUGGAUCAGUACGUGGCUUCUAAUCCCAGCCAGUGGUUUGAUCUGUUCCAGUGUCAACUGCCAUGUGCUCUGCUUCAAGGGGGGGAACUAGUCUUUUGUGAAUUUUUUGUACAUAAGUAUUUGUUACAGAUAUUUUAGCAAAUGCUUUCUAUUUCUCUUGCUUGUGCAUAUCUUGGCUGGCAUUACAGAAAAACAGUGCAAACAUUAUUUCCUUACUGGGGACUGAGGGUUUUUUCUUUUUCUUUUUUUUUUUUAGCGUGCGUGGGUGGGUGGGGAGGGAUGGUUUAUGUUG